UAUUCUCAUUCUUCUAUACAAGUUAUAAGCGCAUUUAACUACUGCUGCAAAGUAUGAAAAUGUUCCUGUAGCCCACAGAUCGAAUGAUCAUCUCGAAAGUUUCUACUUGGAAUUAAUUAGAUUUUUUAUUUUUCGGUAUCUAAUUAAUCUCAAAACAGUGGGUCGCAGUAAAAUUCUUAGCUUAUCAAAAUAUAACUAACAAGUCAGUACUCAUUCUUACUGCAAUGAACUCUUUAACUAGUAUUAAUUUGAUCAUUUACCUGUGUUUCAAUGUUAAAAGAUUUAAUAGUUACUCUUUAGUUCUUUUGUCUCAGCUGUUCUCAAGCUCAUGAAGUUGCUGUUUGUUUGAAGCAUCAGAUGAGAUGUCUCUCGAAGACUACUGUGAGUGCUAUAAAAUGUUAGCUUGGAAGACUGCCUUAGAAGCCGAAUCUUAUCCUGUUUUCAUUCAUCCUGUUAAACUGAAACCUUAUUUCUGUGGCAGAUGUUUAAAAGACUUCUCACCGGACGACCACAUAUUUGUCGGCUCUCUCCUUCAUUUUGAUGAGAGGAAAGUCAUUUGUCAUCGACCCUUCAUUACUAAAAGGUUUUUAACAGCCUCCAUUCACGGAAAGACGGGUCGUAGAAACCCGAAUGUCCGCAGUUCUAAAAAGAAAGGCCACAUUUGUAAGACGUGCCAUAAGAGUUUUUCAAAAGAAAUUUACCUCAUUUAUCACAGCCGUGUCCAUACCAAGGAAAAGUCAUAUUUCUGCAACGAGUGUCAUAAAAGUUUUUCGCACAAAUAUGGUUUGAGUUAUCAUAAAUGCCAUCAUAAGAAAGAUAAAACUUAUUCUUGCCAAGCGUGCGGUAAGAGAUUUCAUUAUGAGAAUAGUCUCAUUUUACAUAGUCGUUUUCAUAGUGAGAAAAAACCCUACUCUUGCAGUAAAUGUAGUAAGAAGUUUUCAUUAAAAAGUAAUCUAAGCGCUCACCAUCGUGUUCAUGCAAACUAGGACUGACGUUUAGAACUUUCCACUCGACUCGUGUGUUGCAGGGAGAUCAUUUCAGAUUUAUCAAAGUAUAAGAAUGCGCGUCUAGUCAAAAAUUCACCCUUAACAAGAGGUUAAAACGAAGCAAACGUAGGCUAUGAAAUUAUCUAUUAAAAAUAAUGAAUAUCAUAAUUUUAUUGCUUUAUAUACUUGAGAAUAAAAAUCAUAAGUAGAAAAGUUAUGAAGCGUUAUUUUAAUACUAUUUUCCUCCUUACUUGAAAGUUAUGGCGCUGUUGAAUGUUCACUCUAUCAUCAAAAGUUUGUCAUGAUCAAAAAGAAAAGAAAAAUAACUAAAAUUUUACCGUAAAUCAUAUAUGGUAAGCUAAGAGGUCUCUUAAGCAUAUAUAUGUAUAUAUAUAUAUUUAAAAAUAUAGAGAAAAAGAUGAAAAGAAUUUUUUAAAGGAAAGGAAAAAAUUAUGA
Messenger RNA from Parasteatoda tepidariorum (common house spider), 1442 nucleotides. NCBI's taxonomy places the organism in Eukaryota, Metazoa, Arthropoda, Arachnida, Araneae, Theridiidae. The record is from RefSeq and is a predicted model, not a curated record.